AAAGCGGGGAGAGCGAAGCAGUGCAAGAAGAAGAAACAGACGACACGGCUCCCUGGGUGGGAACGCAGUCUACCUCGAAAAGUCGUUCCUCUCGAAAAAAAGCUCGUGUUUAUGGAGGAGCAAAAGGUCGGUCUCUUUUCGCCUGUUGAGGAGUCGUUCUUGCGGAAACGGCCGCGGACACCGCAGGGACGGAAACCGAGGCCUUUCUCCUUUUUGGAAGCGAAGUGCAUGCAGCCGGUGUGUCUCGGAAAAAAUUGAACAAAGAACGAAAAUGAGGAUCUUGCCCGAAGCCACGCGCGAGUCUGGACGCCGAGUAAAGGGCGGACGACCAGAGCUCAGGAGAUGGCGGAAAGGAGCGCAAUGCAGUGUUUUUCCGUUUGCUGAAGAAAUGAAAAGAAGGGUGGGUGUUCUUGACAGAAUGUGGAGACAAGUGGAAGAAGGAAGAAAAUUUGCUGGGUUGAGGACUCGGGCGUACGCAGCGGCCUUCUCCACUGACUGGAGCGAGGCGUCCGUUCCUUGUUCUUUUCCUCUUCGAUCUUCCUAUUCUUGUUCUUCCAAUUCGUGUUUCUCUCAUUUUCGCUCUUUGUCUCAUUGUUCCUCCUCUUCUUCUCCCUCUGUCUGCUCUUCCUACUCUUGUUGUUCUUCUCGUUUUUUCUGUGGUUGUUCCUCGUCGUUUCGAGUUCCUCUCGAAUCCUACGGUCCGUCGUCCUUCCACGUCCCUGCAACUCCCUCCCCUCUCGUUUGCGGCUCUUUGAUCUCGCGUUCUUCUUGUUCGUCUCCCUGCCUGCUCCUCGCUUCUCGCGCUUCCACCUCGGCUGUCUCUGCAGGGCUGCUCUUGACACCUCUGGCCUCCAAUGUUCAGCGUUCCUCCCCAACCUCUCUGUCUCGCUUUUCCGUGGCUUCGUCACCUUGCACUUGUCGCAGAUCAGCGAUCCCUGGCUCCUCUCUUGUCUAUUCUGUUUCGUCGAUGUUUUCCUCGCCUUCGGGGGUCUCCUCGUCUGCCGGUCCAACUUCGUCUCGCUAUUCGUUUCGGCGUUGUUCUGUCUUCUCUCUUCUGCCGUCUUCGAACGCAUCGCCUCUCUCUUUCCAGGAUAAGCCUUGUUUUCGUUCGUCAUCAUCGACAAAUGCAUCUCGAUCGCCCCCACCUGCCGUUUGCUCUUCCGACCCUCCGCUGUCUCCUCCGUCUCUCGCCUCUGCUCGCAGUCCUCGAAUCAGGGCGUCUGCCCUCUCCCGCUCCUGCACUUUCUUCUCUACCACAUCGUUCUCUGUGUCGCCUCUCCCUGCUCUUUCCUCUCUAAAAAUAACGUCACGCGUCUGUUUUGUCUCAUUCUCUUCUUCUUCGGCGAGCUCUUCUCUCUCUUCCGCGCCGAGAGGCGUGCAACCUUCGUCGUCUUCUCUCUCGAUGGCAGCAGCGUCUCUGUCGGUGAAUCUCGCUGCUCAAGGUCGCCUGGCUGUCACAGCGCCUUCUGUCGCUUCACUGCCUCCGUCUUCGUCGCUGUUGGCGCGUCGACAAGACGAGACAGACCGUCUCCUUCGAGCGAUUGCAGAACUGACGACCAUGGAAGACUCUCUCGCCUUCUUCUCAGACAACAAGAACCAGCUGCGGCCGGCCGUCUUCCUCGCGCUUCUGAAGCGCAUGCAGUUGAUCGCGACUGCGCAUCUGGUGAAGCAAGCGUCGCGGCAUGAGGGAAAGAAGAAGCGACAACCCACAGGCGAGUCAGGCAUCUACGAGGAGCCCCCGCCGUCUGCUCAGGACGGCUCACUGAAGUCCGCCUCUUCCCCAACUGCGUUGAGUGUACGUCCACCGCAUGCCAAUGUCUUUCGCGCCUACUUUCACCGGUUUCCGCGAUUUCGAGAGGUCCAGCGCUUGCUGCUAAGCAAAGUAGAUUCCUUUCCUGUAGCGGAUCUCCUCUCAUCCCUCGACAUUCUGCAGGAACUGAACGUGUGUCCCCGCCUCCUCCUUCGCGCCGCUGCUCCGCUGCUUCUCCAGCAGCUCCCUCAACUGUCUCUCGAGCAGGUCGUCCAGCUCCUUACGGUGUACGUACACCCCAACAGCGCCGGGCCCCACGGCGAGCCGAGCGUCGGCGCCGGCACCUCCACCGUCGCGCGAGAAGUGACUCACUGGCUGCACGCGUGCGGCGGCCGUCUAGGAAAACUGGACGGUGCGCUUCUUGCGGAUCUGGCAGAUGCAGGGAGUCGGAUGCCGAUUAACCAAGUCGCCCUUCUGCGUCUUCUUCUCUCUCCAGUUCGCCAGCGCAUGCACUUGAUGAAUGCCAAACAGCUGUCUCUUGUGUUGCAUGCCUACGCGAAGCAUCCGACUGCCGGCGAUGACUUUGUGCUCCACCAGGGACUGACUCUUCUUCUGUCUCGCCACUCCAUUCCGGCCAUGUCGCUGAAUGCGGCCCUCCGCUGCAUCUGGGCGGGAGCCGCUGCAUGCAGCCCCAGUGGGAUGGGGUGCGCCGGCCGCUCUCCGACUCCUUCGCUGCAAAAGCAGCAACACAGCGAGCAUUUGAAACUCUUGGAAAUUCUUUUGAAGCGUGCAGAGCCCGCUCUCUUGCUCCACGCAGACCAGCUCGAUGGCCAGGCUGUCGCGACGCUCGUCUGGGCAUGCAGUCGAGGUGGCGCCUGCCUCGGCUCCUCCGACCUGCUUCAAAUGCUUCAUCGCCGGGCGCUCAGGGUCCACUCGCAGAUGAGUCCACAGGGCCUCUCCAACACGCUCUGGGGUUUCGCCACCACCCUCGGCCGUAUGGUUGACAUCCGCGCACCCCCCGAGGCUGCGGGCGCCGCAGCAAUCGAUCCUGACAUCGCCGAAGACACCGAAACUGUCUCUCUCCACGAGAUGUUACAAGGACCCAAUGAUGCCGGUGAACAGUCAAGCGAGCGCCCAUCUUCCUCCUCCGCAACAAGUCGAAACACCCUUUCCUCUGCUGAACUUUCCAACUCCAAAGCUGCUUCCACACCUGUGAGUGGAGAGACUCUCUGCGUCGCUCUUUUCCAGCAGGUGGAGCCUCAAGUUCUUCGCUCGCUCGCCCGUUUCGAGCCUCAGGACUUGGCGGUUUUGUCAUCGGCCUACGCUCUGCUUCGCUGCGGCAGCGAGGGGUUCCACGCUGCUGUGCAACAGGUGGUGACCGAACACUGGGCUGACGAGUUGAGUGCCGACCAACUCGUACGUAUCGUGUAUGCCUAUGCCGUUUUACGCGGGAGCAGUCGCAUGUUCAGCGCCGUUCAAGUCAACCUCCUUCGACGCCUCGAAACCUUCACUGUUCAUGGACUCUGCGAUGUCAUUUGGAGUUACGUCGUCAUGCGCUACUUGGACCCCCAGUUCCUCGAGAUGUGUCUCUCCCUUGUUCCCCUGGACCGAGUGGCUGGCGACGACCGAUGUGCCUUGCUGUACCCUGCGGCUUCGGAGAUUGCCCUAGCGUUGCCCACUAUGGACCAAAUUCGUCUGCAGCGCAUGCGCAAGUACACUCGAGAGGCGUUUUGGGAGAUGCAGUUGUUCGAUUUUCCUUCGGCCUUCGCCUCCUCAGUUGCCCAAACCGCUCGCAUGUUGAGGGUCCUGUCCUGUGUGUCAAGCGUGACCUCGCAAGGAUCCAAGCUUCAUACUGGAGACACAGCAGCAGGAGACGAACUUCAGGAAGGUGACAGCAACGAAAAGGAAGGCGAGGACACGGCGAGCGCCACAACUUUCGACGAGAGUUGUGGAUCUUUCUCGGGUGCGAAUCGUGUAGUUGAAGCAUUCGACUUUGAGGGAUACUUCAUAGAUGUGUGGUUACAACAGACGUCUGGACACGCGCGCGCAAGUCGCCUUGAAGACGAGGAUGUGAGUGACUCUCAACGCAGUCAGACGACGAAUGCAGAGAGGAAGUCCAGCUUCUCUCAAGCGGCGAAGAACGAGACGUUCAAGACUCUACUCGAGAGCGGUGUGGCGCUUCUCUGCCACACGCACGCAACUGUACACCGAGAGACAGGGAAACCGCUAGGGUCAGCGAUGAUGCGCCACCGGUAUCUCAAACGAAGAAAUGUGCCAACAGUAAACGUCCUCUGGGAUGUGUGGAAGAUGUUGCCUACAACAGAGGCUAGGGUAGAAUAUCUUUCUAAGCAAAUCGUCCGGGCUUUGAGAGAAGAAGAAGCACGUCGCGCGUCGCAUGCCCUCAAUCGGGUUGGUCAUGGUUCCAAAGCGCACUCUGGGUAAUCAGGCGUUGGCGCUGGUUUCGGGGCCCAACUGCUGGGGUGUUAUGCCUCUAAGAAUGCAGCAAGUCAGUAUUUGUCGGAGCAUAACGCUCGUUAACACAGUAGUCUGUGGAUUUUCUGUCUUACAUCGUGUCUGCACGAGAUAACCGCAGGCUUAUUUAGCUGCCACUAAGUGAAAAUCACGUACUCUGCACGCCUCUCAUGCGAUGUUAGGGUGUUGAUAGGCUGGCGCGUUGAUCUCUGCAUAAAACGCCCUCAAAUGUCUUCAACGGUUUGACGUUUUAUUAUUCAACAACCGUUUCAUUUCC
Molecule: messenger RNA, 4499 nt
Organism: Toxoplasma gondii ME49
Lineage: Eukaryota; Apicomplexa; Conoidasida; Eucoccidiorida; Sarcocystidae
Exons: 9
Coding region: 272-4192 (1306 amino acids)
Source: RefSeq, a predicted model, not a curated record